GGAAGCGAGCGCGCCGCCCACCCAUCCGGGGCGAGAGCGCGCCGCGGGAGAGGCAGGCCGGGCCGGGGGCUGCCCGGGCCUUCACCCCCGUGACCCCGAGCCCCUGCCGCCCUCAAGAUGAUGAAGAGGCAGCUGCACCGCAUGCGGCAGCUGGCCCAGACGGGCAGCUUGGGACGCACCCCGGAGACCGCUGAGUUCCUGGGUGAGGACCUGCUGCAGGUGGAGCAGCGGCUGGAGCCAGCCAAGCGGGCAGCCCACAAUGUCCACAAACGGCUGCAGGCCUGUCUGCAGGGCCAGAGUGGGGCAGACAUGGACAAGCGUGUGAAGAAGCUUCCCCUCAUGGCUCUGUCCACCACGAUGGCCGAGAGCUUCAAGGAGCUGGACCCCGAUUCCAGCAUGGGGAAGGCCUUGGAGAUGACCUGUGCCAUCCAGAACCAGCUGGCCCGUGUCCUCGCCGAGUUUGAGAUGACUCUGGAGAGGGAUGUCCUGCAGCCACUCAGCAGGCUGAGUGAGGAGGAGCUGCCAGCCAUCCUCAAGCACAAGAAAAGCCUACAGAAGCUCGUGUCUGACUGGAACACCCUCAAGAGCAGGCUCAGUCAGGCAGCCAAGAACUCAGGCAACAGUCAAGGCCUAGGAAGUGGCCCAGGCAGUUACGGCCACACGACCACAGCCAACAAGGUGGAGACGCUGAAGGAGGAGGAGGAGGAGCUAAAAAGGAAGGUGGAGCAGUGCAAGGAUGAGUACUUGGCCGACCUGUAUCACUUUGCCACCAAGGAGGACUCAUAUGCCAACUACUUCAUUCAUCUCCUGGAGAUUCAGGCCGAUUACCAUCGCAGGUCACUAAGUUCACUGGACACAGCCUUGGCUGAGCUGAGGGAGAACCACAGCCAAGCAGACACUUCCCCCUCGAUGACAGCCGCCCCCUUCUCCAGGAUGUAUGGGGUAUCGCUGGGAACCCACCUGCAAGAGCUGGGCCGGGACAUCGCCCUGCCCAUCGAGGCCUGCGUCAUGAUGCUGCUUUCUGAGGGCAUGAAGGAAGAGGGCCUCUUCCGUCUGGCCGCUGGGGCCUCCGUGCUGAAGCGCCUCAAGCAGACGAUGGCCUCGAACCCCCACAGCCUGGAGGAAUUCUGCUCUGACCCCCACGCCGUGGCAGGUGCCCUCAAGUCCUAUCUGCGGGAGCUGCCAGAGCCCCUGAUGACCUUUGAUCUCUAUGACGACUGGAUGCAAGCAGCCAGCCUGAAGGAGCCAGGGGCCCGGUUACAGGCCCUCCAAGACUUGUGCAGCCGCCUGCCCCCCGAGAACCUCAGCAACCUCAGGUACCUGAUGAAGUUCCUGGCACGGCUGGCCGAGGAACAGGAAGUGAACAAGAUGACACCCAGCAACAUUGCUAUUGUCCUGGGGCCCAACCUACUGUGGCCACCUGAGAAAGAAGGGGACCAGGCCCAGCUGGACGCAGCCUCGGUGUCUUCCAUCCAGGUGGUGGGCGUGGUCGAGGCGCUGAUACAGAGUGCAGACACCCUCUUCCCUGGAGACGUCAACUUCAACGUGUCAGGCCUCUUCUCAGCCCUCGCCCCCCAGGACACAGUCAGCGACCAGCUGGCCUCUGGUGCGCUUCCACCCGUUGCCGUGCCCACCCCGGUUCCAGCCCCAGCCCCAGCAGCCACCAAGGAAAGGACAGAGUCUGAGGUGCCCCCCAGACCAGCCUCCCCCAAGGUCAACAGGAGCCCCCCGGAGACAGCUGCCCCAGCGGAGGAUAUGGCUCGAAGGACCAAGCGCCCAGCGCCGGCCCGGCCCAACAUGCCGCCCCCCCAGCUGUCCAGCCCCCGUGCCUCCGCCCCCCAACCAGCUCUCCUAAGCUUCUGA
Molecule: messenger RNA, 1863 nt
Organism: Propithecus coquereli (Coquerel's sifaka)
Lineage: Eukaryota; Metazoa; Chordata; Mammalia; Primates; Indriidae
Gene: SH3BP1
Product: SH3-domain binding protein 1
Exons: 19
Coding region: 118-1863 (581 amino acids)
Biological process (GO): positive regulation of GTPase activity; regulation of actin cytoskeleton organization; signal transduction
Cellular component (GO): cytosol; cytoplasm; intracellular anatomical structure
Molecular function (GO): GTPase activator activity; protein binding
Source: RefSeq, a predicted model, not a curated record